Molecule: messenger RNA, 513 nt
Organism: Eimeria necatrix
Lineage: Eukaryota; Apicomplexa; Conoidasida; Eucoccidiorida; Eimeriidae
Exons: 2
Source: RefSeq, a predicted model, not a curated record
GAAGCAGCAGCUUUAGUGCAGCAGCAGCAGCAGCAGGGCUCGAGCCACUGCUUAACCAGCAGCAGCAGCAGCAGCAGCAGCAGCAGCAGCAGCAGCAGCAGCAGGAGACCUCCCUCCCCCUGAGUCUCCGCUGCUGUCCCCCCGCUGCUGCAUCCCCCGUCUCCCUCGCCCCCGCUGCUGCCGCCCCCGCCGCUGCUGCUGCUGCUGCUGCUGCUGCUGCUGCUGCUGCUGCUGCUGCUGCUGCGAUGGACGCUGCGGUGGGCUGGCGGCUGCGCUGCCUGCUGUUUUGCUGCCUGCAGCAGGGCUUUUUGGAAGCAGCUUUUGAAGUCUGCAGCAGAGGAGACUUUUACGAAAAGUCGCAAAAAAGGAGACACUUUAUUUUCCCCUUCUUUGGCAGUUUGCUGCUGGCCCUCGACGGCCAGCAGCAGCAGGCGCUGCGCGCCCUCGACGCGCUGCAGCAGCAGCAGCAGCAGCAGCAGCAGCAGCAGCAGCAGCAGCAGCAGCGGGGGGGGG